Magallana angulata is the source of this 842-nucleotide messenger RNA. RefSeq lists its product as uncharacterized. NCBI's taxonomy places the organism in Eukaryota, Metazoa, Mollusca, Bivalvia, Ostreida, Ostreidae. The record is from RefSeq and is a predicted model, not a curated record. Bases 68 to 775 code for a protein of 235 amino acids. The transcript is spliced from 9 exons.
GAAUGACAAAAAGACCUAUCUCCAGAGGUUAUCAGAGAUUUACCAUUGUCUGAUCAGUAAGAACAAUAUGGCGGUGCUAGUCUGGGCCGUUAUUCUUGUGUCAGGAAUCCUUGGUUCACAGGGAGAGGCCAUCAAGAAGCAGGCCCCACUGGUUUGCUACCGAUGUGAUAAAGUCGCCGACGCAGUGGACUGUACCGUAACGGAGGCCUGUAACUCGGACGAGCAAUGCUUUACCGACAAAUACAUCAGUGAGGAAGGGAAUGUGUACUUCACACUAGGAUGCAAGGCAAAGCGAAUCUGUGAUAUACUGGCGUCGUUUGGGAAACGAGAGGUCGAGGAGGACAUGACUGACCGAGAGAAGAGAAACAUAAUCCACCUGUGUACUCAAUGCUGCGCCUCUGGUUACUGUAAUAACAAACUGUGCACAGUGGUCACAACUCCUGUGCCAACCAGAAAAUGUCAGGUCUGCACACAGCUAGAAGAGGAUCCCUUGUCAUGUACCCAGAUCCAAAACUGCGAGCCUCACCAGGAAUGCUACGCUGAUGUCGUGAUGGAUCAAAACCACCAAGUUCGUCACCGAAUGGGCUGCCGUAGUAAAGUAAUGUGCGAGGCAUUCCUGCACCAUGGCCACGGUCUUUCUCACGGCAGACGGGCGGUCGGCAUUGGUAACGACGCCCACGUCGCCCAGCUGUGUGGGGGAUGCUGUAACAGCGACGCCUGUAAUAGGGGCGGCUGUUACACUAUCUCUCACUACAAUCUCACCAACCACGGAUAAAAAUAUAUGUCAAGUGUAAACAAAUGCAAUUCAUUUUUUCUAUAUAAAAAGCGCAAAACAUCGUAAA